CAAAUAUAAAGAAUUGGAAGUCAUCACUAUUGCAUGCACUAUGCUGUACUGGUGCUAAUAGUAGCAGGUUUGGGAAGUUCAUUCAGUCAUUUUCAGUAACUGCCUCUUCCUAGAGCCUAACACAGCAACCCUGUGUGUGAGGUGGCAAUACACCCUGGAUGGCAUGUCAGUCCAUUAGAGAGCACCAUGCACACGCUAUUCACACACUCAUUCAUGACUAAGGGGUAAUUUAGCAUAGUCAGGGCUACUGGCAUGUUUUUGGGUGGUGGGAGGAAACCCAUGGGAAAAUCCCACAGGCAGUAAACUGAUUUAACAAUUUGUUUUUAUUUAUUACAGAGGGCCUGAUUAUAACUGAAGUCAGUAACAUCAUCUAGAUUGUGUAAUAUUUUCUAAAGUGGAUUCACUUUAUUAUUUCAAAAGUACUUCUGAUUUCAUAUGUUACAUCCAUUAAAUUAAAUCUUUACAGCAGAUCGAGUUUCAUGUUGGCAUGCAGAAUUUCUAUUAGAUUUAGCUAAUACUGGUGUUCAUUUCAGAAUUCUGCAUUUUAAGCCCUGAAGCUUUUAGAAAAACACGAACGUGCAUGACUUAGUAUUACGCCUUUUGAAUGAUCAAGCAUUGGGUCUAUGGAUGCAGACUGUCCUUAUUUGCCCCAGGUUAGAGUGGCAUUCUUAUAACUGUUGUGGUUUGUCCUCUCACUGUUCAACCCAUUGAGAAAAAGCCAUGAGCAAUCAAAAGCUGCUGAGCAAGAUGAAAAUGUGUCCAGGGAUUAAAGGCCAGUAAUAUCCGGUCCCUGACUGCCCUUGAUGGAAAACACCCAAGCAGUCAAGCUGGCUUGUGUUUGUUGCAACCAUAGUGCUUUGUUAGCUGGAAAUAGACCUCACUGGUGCAUUUUGGUUAAGCCUUCUCAUGGUGAGGUGAAUGCCACAAGGAUUACCUAAAUGCCACCAUCAGAUCUGGGAUCAGGGCAAAAGUUUAGGAUGGUCCUGACCUGACUGUAGCCACACAGACAUAUAGAAUGUGUGUUUGUUGAGGCAAGUCACAGCCAGUUAUUUAAAUAAAUUUAUUUAAUAUAGUUUGGUCCUUAGUUCACUGAUAAUGACACCCUGCUCCCUUUGCUUGGUGUAGGAAUUAUCAUUGGAUUGUGUUUAAUGGAAUAGAGACCUAUAUGGCCUUAUUUGCCUUAGUUCUUUUUUCUAAAUGCAACUAAAAGAUACAUAGCAUGAUGAAUUAUGGAUAAAGCAUUGUUUGUAAUUGAGUCAAUGGCCAAGGUACUGAGACAGAUUUUUACUUUAGUAGUUCUCAUUGAUUCAUGCAUUCAUCUUCAGUAACCUAUUUAUCCUGGUCAGGUGUCCUGGUGGAUCCAGAGACUAUUCUAGCAACAGUGGGCGUAAUGAAGGAAUACACUCUGGAUGAGAUACCAGGCCACCACACGACACCUCACACACUUACCCUUACUUAGGGUGAAUUUACUGUAGUCAGUCUAUCUACUGCCAUGUUUUUUCGAGGUGGGAGGAAACUGGAGAACCCAGGAGGAAACCCACACAGACAAAGAGAGCAAAUGCAACUGAGCAUAUACAGCUGUAGUCAACCCAGGAAGCAUUUGCAUUCAAACUGCUAUAGGAAGUGGCCCAAGAUGUUUAAUUUGCCAAACCGUGACCUAUUCCAAAUUUCCCUAGCUAUUCAAAUUCCAAUCCUCUGCUUUAGUUUGUUUUGGCAGCUAGGGCCAGAUUGUCAUCAGUGCCAUUCUGCUGACACUACCAUUCCCACCAUGAGCUCAUGCUAUUCCAGAUGGAUCUAAUUGUAAGCCCCUUUUCCUGGCUCUUUCUGUAUAUAAAGGCAGGUUGUGGCCACAGUCAAGGGUAGUACACACCCUUUGACAAUUCCUGUCUUCUCUUGGAUCCUUGCACAGCCUCCUCUCAGCUCCCUCCACUGCACUUAUUCUCUUCAAGCACACUCUUUUAAAGGGUGUCCAAAGCAAAGGCUUAGAAUUGGACCAAGAUUGACCCAGCAACAGCAAGCUGAGAAGUUAUGGAUAUUGCCAUCCAGUACCCGUGGUUCAGACGUGCCCUGAGCUACCCUUCUCGCCUCUUUGACCAGUUCUUUGGAGAUGGUCUGUUUGAUCAUGACCUCUUCCCCUUCACUUCCACCACCAUCAGCCCUUACUACCGCCACGCCCUCUUCCGCAGUUUCCUGGACUCCUCCAACUCUGGCAUCUCUGAGGUGAGGUCUGACAGGGACAGGUUCAUGGUUUACCUGGAUGUGAAACACUUCUCCCCUGAGGAGCUCAGCAUAAAGGUGUCAGAUGACUAUGUGGAGAUUCAUGGCAAGCAUGGGGAGAGACAGGACGACCAUGGCUACGUCUCACGGGAGUUCCACCGCCGCUACCGUCUACCCUCCAAUGUUGAUCAGUCAGCCAUCACCUGUACACUUUCAGGUGAUGGCCUGCUCACCAUCUGCGGCCCAAAAACAGGUGGCUCAGAAUACGGGCGUGGAGAUCGCAGCAUUCCUGUCACCCACGAUGACAAACCCAAUCCUGCCCCUUCCUCUUAGACAAGUGGAUGAGGGUGCAUGAGCAUGGCUCAGCAGGGGCUCUAAUUGUUGAGAUUAUUAUAAUCUAGUAUAUUGGGGAGAAACAGAUUAAGAGGAAUGGAUGGACACUGUUUGGAAAGUUCUUUCAAAUCCAGCCACUCCAGAAUAAAAUCAAAUUUAGGAAGCUGAUUUACUUUUCUUUGAAGAAGUAACAAACAAGAAAAAUAAGUUUGGUUACAAAAUUAGUUUCUGUUAAGUAGGGCUGUGAUUUGCAAGAGUUUCUAUAUACAAUCAUCCAGCCUCCUAACCGUUCUUCCUAUGUCUGAUCUUUUCUCUUUUUUGCUUGUUUGUCACCUGACUUUUUCUUUGCCUUCUCUCCUCUAACCUUGUUUUACUGAAACGCCCCUCACCUGAGGCAUGUACUAAAGAUAUUAUCUCAAUAAAGAUGUAUUAUUAACCAAAUCAAAAAAUAAAGUCACCUGGUCUUUUUC
This is a messenger RNA of Pangasianodon hypophthalmus (striped catfish), 3020 nucleotides long. RefSeq names its product crystallin, alpha A (gene cryaa). Gene Ontology annotation, biological process: lens development in camera-type eye; protein refolding; response to heat. Bases 2029 to 2550 code for a protein of 173 amino acids. The record is from RefSeq and is a predicted model, not a curated record. Lineage: Eukaryota; Metazoa; Chordata; Actinopteri; Siluriformes; Pangasiidae. Gene Ontology annotation, molecular function: protein folding chaperone; structural constituent of eye lens. The transcript has 3 exons.